AUGCAGGCACCGCAAAGCAGCAGACAAAAGCGGAAGACCCAACAGGCUAUGACGCUGUUGCGUAGAAAAUCUCAGAGUCUGUUCAGACGCCCAACUCCACAUGCGCCGGACUGGAUCACCGCCGAUAUUGCGCGUAUUUCAGAGGGACCGGAGUAUCGUCGUGGCGGUGGUGAGUCCAAGUUGGGCCUGCAGGCCCAUUAA
Penicillium riverlandense is the source of this 201-nucleotide messenger RNA. RefSeq lists its product as uncharacterized. NCBI's taxonomy places the organism in Eukaryota, Fungi, Ascomycota, Eurotiomycetes, Eurotiales, Aspergillaceae. The transcript is spliced from 2 exons. The record is from RefSeq and is a predicted model, not a curated record. Bases 1 to 201 code for a protein of 66 amino acids.